CUGUCGCUGGGGGCCUUCCCGGGCCUGGCCUGGUUUGUGUUUCAGCAGUCAGAAAAGUUUGCAAAGGUGGAAAGUCAAUACCAACUAUUGAAAAUAGAAACCCACGAGUUCCAAGGACUUCAGAGUAAGAUCAGUUUAAUUUCAGAAAAGCUUGAGUCUACGGAAAGCAUCCUACAGAAAGCUAAGUCAUCCAUGUCUUUGAUGACCCAGUUUGAGCAGGAAGUAUCCAGCCUCCAAAGCAUCGUGCAUGACAUUCAAAAUAGUGAAGAGAUGCUCACUCAAAAAAUGCAAAACCUUAAUGAGAAAUUCCAGAAUGUUACAGAUUUCUGGAAGAGAAGCCUAGAAGAAAUGAGUGUUAAUACAGAUGUUUUCAAAUCAGAAGCAAAACAUAUACAUUCUCAAGUUACUGUUCAAAUUAACUCAGUUGAGCAAGGAGUAAAACUGCUCACUGAACGGCUGAAAGAGUUGGAAGACAGCACACUAAGAAAUAUUAGAACAGUGAAAAAACAAGAAGAAGAAGACCUCCUACAAGUAGAAGAGCAGCUUGGCUCUGAUACAAAAGCAGUUGAAAAGUUAGAAGAGGAACAGCACGCUCUCUUUGCCAGAGAAGAAGAUCUGACUAGUAAACUUUCCAACUAUGAACCCAAAGUUCAAGAAUGCAAGACAUAUGUGCCAGCAGUCGAAAAUGCUAUUCACUCUGUUCUUAGAGUGUCUCAGGACCUGCUAGUAACAGAAAAGAAAAUAGAAGACUUGACUAUGCAGAUGUUUAAUAUGGAAGACGAUAUGCUGAAAACAGUGUCUGAAAUACUGGAGAUGCAGAAAACCCUUGAAGGAAUUCAGUAUGAUAACAGCCUAUUAAAGAUGCAGAAUGAACUGGAUGUCCUAAAAGGAAAAGUUCGCGAUUUUAUGACAUAUUCAAGCACAAAAGAAAAGGGAACCUCAGAAGAAUCUAAUCUGGAAAAUAAAGGAGUUGGUAGUGAUUUUUAAAUCCACUGCAUUUAUUCUGAUGCAUCAUUAUUAGACAUAAACUGGUUCGUUUCAUGGAUUUCAGCUACUUUGCUGUGCCUCACUUUCUCCUGCAUUACUGGGAAAUAAGUGAGAAUGCCACACAAAUGAAUUAUCCGUGUAAUCAAAGCUCACCUCUUUAAGCAAUAACAUUUAUUUCAUUUUAUCCAUUUUAAGUAGAAAUAACUCUAUAUAUUUCUGUACUUUUUAGGGGGGAGGGGGGUCUGAGUCUCACUCUAUCUCCCAAGCUGCAGGGCAGUGACACGCUCAGG
Carlito syrichta (Philippine tarsier) is the source of this 1277-nucleotide messenger RNA. Its product is annotated as inhibitor of nuclear factor kappa-B kinase-interacting protein-like. The annotation marks the transcript as partial. Lineage: Eukaryota; Metazoa; Chordata; Mammalia; Primates; Tarsiidae. The transcript is spliced from 3 exons. The record is from RefSeq and is a predicted model, not a curated record.